This is a messenger RNA of Jaculus jaculus (lesser Egyptian jerboa), 3338 nucleotides long. It is a transcript of the gene Elmo3, whose product is annotated as engulfment and cell motility 3. Gene Ontology annotation, biological process: cell motility; actin filament organization. NCBI's taxonomy places the organism in Eukaryota, Metazoa, Chordata, Mammalia, Rodentia, Dipodidae. The record is from RefSeq and is a predicted model, not a curated record. Bases 148 to 2523 code for a protein of 791 amino acids. The transcript has 19 exons.
UUUGGGAAGGACAGCGCCUGGCCAGGAGUAGGAACCUGGGCUGCGAGCGCAGGUCACCAUAGCUGGGUCUUUGGAAGAGAGGUACACCCAAACCAGGUGGACCCUCUACGGGAGGUGGCACGGUCCGUGGGAAGUGCCGGCUGGACCAUGGCGCCUCCGCGGAACGUGGUGAAGAUUGCUGUACAGAUGCCUGACGCCAUCCCUCAGCUCAUCCAGCUAGACCAGGCAAAACCCCUGGCCACUGUGCUGAAGGAGGUGUGCGACGCGUGGAGCCUGACUCAUUCGGAGCGCUAUGCCCUGCAGUUUGCUGAUGGGCAUAGGAGAUACAUCACCGAGAAUAAUCGCACGGAAAUCAAGAAUGGCAGCAUCCUAUGCCUCUGCACUGCCGCAGUAAUACCCCUUCUGACCCUGCCCGCUCCUGCCCUCUCCUCUACUGGGUCCCUGUUCUGCCUGGUGGCCUCUGCCACAGGUCUGGGGUGGGGUGGGGGACAGUACCAACCUUGUAGUGCCCCACCUAGUGGUCACCCAGGUCCUCACACUUCCAGUGCCAUGGUAACCCUUGAUCAACUUUUCAUCUUCUCUGCUCCCCCGCCCCCCAACCAGGACUUGGAAGCUGAGCAGCUGUUGGGUGGGCUGCAGAGUUCAAGCCGUGAAGCCCGCCGUGAAGCCCUGAAACAACUCGUCCUGCUGGCCUCUGACAUGACCUUUGCCCAGGAGAUCAUCAGCCGUGAUGGGCUUCAGAGACUAGGCACCAUCAUUGAGGAUGGGGACGACCUAGGGGAAGUGCUGGCCCUCGGUCUGAGGGCCUUUUUGGAGCUCAUGGAACAUGGUGUGGUGUCCUGGGAGACGCUCAGCAUCCCCUUUGUCAGAAAGGUGGUGUCUUAUGUGAACAUGAACCUGAUGGACGCCUCUGUACAACCCUUGGCUCUUGGGCUGUUGGAGAGUGUAACCUUGAGCAGUCCUGCCCUAGGCCAGCUGGUCAAGAGUGAGGUGCCACUGGAUAGGCUGCUGGUGCACUUGCAGGUGAUGAACCAGCAGCUGCAAACCAAGGCCAUGGCCCUGCUGACAGCCUUGCUGCAGGGGGCCAGCCCUGCUGAACGUAAGCACAUGCUUGACUACCUAUGGCAGAGAAAUCUUCGCCAGUUCAUCUACAAGAACAUUAUCCACAGCGCUACACCACUGGGCGACGAGAUGGCUCAUCACUUAUAUGUACUACAGGCCCUUAUGCUGGGGCUGCUGGAGCCACGUAUGCGGACACCACUUGACCCCUAUAGCCAGGAGCAGCGGGAGCAGCUGCAGGCCUUGCGCCAGGUUGCCUUUGAGUCAGAGGGGGAGUCCCCAGGCACAGGGCUGAGUGCUGACCGUCGCCGUUCUCUCUGUGCCCGAGAGUUCCGCAAGCUGGGCUUCUCCAACAGCAACCCAGCGCAGGACCUAGAGCGUGUGCCCCCUGGUCUGCUGGCCCUGGACAACAUGCUCUACUUUUCCAGACAUGCCCCCAGUGCAUAUAGCCGGUUUGUGUUGGAGAACAGCAGCCGAGAGGACAAACAUGAAUGUCCCUUUGCGCGAAGUAGCAUCCAGCUGACAGUGCUGCUGUGUGAGCUGCUGCGUGUUGGGGAACCUUGCUCCGAGACAGCCCAGGACUUCUCACCCAUGUUCUUCGGCCAAGACCAGAGCUUCCAUGAGCUCUUCUGUGUGGCUAUCCAGCUGCUGAACAAGACCUGGAAGGAGAUGCGGGCCACACAGGAGGAUUUUGACAAGGUCAUGCAAGUGGUCCGGGAGCAACUGGCCCGCACACUGGCCCUGAAGCCCACAUCCCUGGAGCUCUUCCGAACCAAAGUGAAUGCCCUCACCUAUGGGGAAGUCAUGCGGCUACGGCAGACAGAACGGCUGCACCAAGAAGGCACACUGGCCCCUCCCAUACUGGAGCUGAGGGAGAAGCUAAAGCCGGAGCUCAUGGGCCUGAUCCGCCAGCAGCGCUUGCUCCGCCUCUGUGAGGGGAUGCUCUUCCGAAAGAUCAGCAGCCGGAGGCGCCAGGACAAGUUGUGGUUCUGCUGCCUGUCCCCCAACCACAAAGUGCUGCAGUAUGGAGAUGUGGAGGAAGGUGCUAGCUUGCCCACCCCCGAAAGCCUGCCUGAGCAGAUCCCUGUGGCAGACAUCAGGGCACUCCUGAUGGGCAAGGACUGCCCUCACGUCCGGGAGAAAGGUUCCGGGAAGCAGAACAAAGAUCUCUAUGAAUUGGCUUUCUCCAUCAGCUACGACCAUGGGGAGGAGGAGGCAUACCUCAACUUCAUUGCCCCCUCCAAACGGGAUUUUCACCUGUGGACAGAUGGGCUGAAUGCCCUGCUGGGCAGUCCCAUGAGCAGCGAGCAGACCCGGCUGGAUCUGGAGCAGCUGCUGACUAUGGAGACCAAGCUGCGCUUGCUGGAGCUGGAGAAUGUGCCUAUCCCUGAGCGGCCACCUCCUGUACCCCCACCCCCCACCAACUUCAACUUCUGUUAUGACUGCAGCAUCACUGAACCUUAACUUAAGUUGGCUAGAAGCCAGUUCUUGCCACCACAACAGCCACCAAGGAGGGUAGAGAAGCACAGGCACCCUGACCAGUAGAGGCUACAGUAGAAAUAAAAGCCAGCUUGACUCUUGGGGGAAUAUGUUACAUCAGGUCUGAACCUAUGGGCUAAGCAUUUAACAGAUGGGGACAAUCACCCUCUUUUGUCUUCAAACACAGUGAAUGAGAUAGGGCAUGGGGCAGAACCACAAACUUGGGGGCAACUAUUUUUUUGAGCCUGGUGUUCUGAGGAGGUGGGGACAGGUAAGGACUGUUCCCCUUCUCCAGCUGAGUCUUCAGUGCUUGACCUAAAGAGAGAGAUGGUCUGUCAUCUGUGGUACCAGCCAAGGAAGAGGUUGGAGUGCCAGCCAGCUGACAGAGAAAUAGCAAGGCAGAAGGCAAUUCCCCAAGUGGAUGCCUACGUGAGCACCAUUAAUAGUGGUCUAGUCUGGAAGCCAUGCUUCCAGAAGGCUCCUGACAGUCUGAUCCUAGUCCUCAAUCCUGCUUGGCUCUGCCCUUUGUCCUUUGGGACCUGGAGACCUCUGGUGAAAAGCAUCAAGGGAGAGAGAUGAAACCUGUUUUUUUGCUGAAGAGAAAGAUCCCAACUCCAAAGGUGCAGAUCUGAACAAAAGGGAAUCCAUGCAGGAAACCCUACAUUCUAAUUUAAGCUUAAUUCAGGGGCUGGAGAGAUGGAUUGGUGGUUAAGUGUUUGCCUGCAAAGCCAAAGGACCCAGGUUCAAUUCCCUAGGACCCACGUAAGUCAGAUGCUCAAGGUGGUACAUGUGUCUGGAGU